UCUAGCCAAUAUUUCAAGUUCGCAACUUUUUUCUACUUGAAGAGUAAACCCACCAAAAAGCUAUACAAAAUAGAAAGCAUUCUGCAUAGGGUUUUACAAAGGCAACAGUAGCCAUGGCUCCUGAUGCUUCAGCUGCCCUUGAAGUGAGGCAGAAAGUUCAAAACUUUUUGAAUGCAGCUUGCACUGGGAAUCUUGAUCUGCUCAAGAAGAUUGCGGCUCAACUUGAUGACGGGAAGGGACUGGCGAAAACAGUGGCGGAUAUUAAGGAUGCGAACAAACGAGGGGCAAUUCAUUUCGCAGCAAGAGAGGGCAAGACUGAAGUGUGCAGAUUCUUGUUGGAAGAAUUAAAGCUUGAUGUUGACACCGGAGAUGAAGAUGGUGAGACUCCUCUUCUUCAUGCUGCACGACAAGGUCAUACUCUCACCGCAAAAUACCUUCUAGAACGCGGUGCGAAUCCUUCUAUACCCAGUGACUUAGGUGCCACAGCAUUGCAUCAUUCAGCUGGAAUAGGGAAUAUUGAGUUGCUGAAGCAUAUGCUGGCUAUGGGCGUUGAGGUCGAUUCUCAAAGUGAUGCGGGCACCCCUUUAGUUUGGGCUGCUGGCCAUGGUCAACACGAUGCUGUAAAGGUUUUGUUAGAGCAUAAUGCUAAUCCUAAUGCUGAAACUGAGGAUAAUGUCACCCCAUUAUUGUCAGCUGUAGCAGCAGGUUCACUUGCAUGCUUGGAUUUGCUGAUUCAGGCCGGUGCCAAAGUAAAUAUUACAGCUGGUGGCACAACCCCAUUGCACAUUGCGGCAGAUCAUGGAAACCCGGAAUUAAUAAACAGCUUACUGAAAGCUGGAGCUGAUCCUAAUGUCACUGAUGAGGGUGGAGAGAAGCCCAUACAGGUUGCUGCAGCCAGAGGUCAACGUAAGGCUGUCGAGAUUCUUUUUCCUUUAACAUCAAGGAUUGACGUCAUUCCAGAGUGGACAGUAGAUGGGAUUCUUGAAUACAUGCAAUCUGAAGCUAGCAAACAACUGGAGGAAAUGAAAAAUCUGAAGGAAGCUAUGGGAACAAGGGACACCACAUUGCCUACAAGGGAUCUUCCUGAGGUGGCGCCUGAAGCAAAGCAGAAAGCUGCAGAAGCCAAGUCAAGAGGAGAUGAGGCUUUCAAAAGAAAAGAUUCUCAGACAGCUGUAGAUGCAUAUACACAAGCAAUUGAUUUCAAUCCAACUGAUGCGAGGUUGUUUUCAAAUAGGAGCCUUUGUUGGAUUCUCUUGGGACAACCUGAGCAGGCGUUUUCUGAUGCAAAGGCUUGCAGAGCAUUAAGACCAGACUGGCCAAAAGCUUGCUAUCGGGAAGGUGCCGCCCUGCAUUUGUUGCAGAAAUAUGAUGAAGCAGCCAAUGCCUUUUAUGAGGGUGUGCAGCUCAACCCUGAAAGUAAAGAACUCGUAACUGCUUUUAGGGAAGCUGUUGAAGCAGGGAGGAAGUUUCAUGGUGAAAAUAAGGAAAAAUCUUAGUUUACACUUGGCUGCUAAUAGCACCAUGGUAACUGAGAAGAUGAAUGCACCAUGAACAUGAGAAUGUACAUUAGGAGUUAUCCACC
Molecule: messenger RNA, 1582 nt
Organism: Hibiscus syriacus
Lineage: Eukaryota; Viridiplantae; Streptophyta; Magnoliopsida; Malvales; Malvaceae
Product: 26S proteasome non-ATPase regulatory subunit 10-like
Exons: 13
Coding region: 114-1496 (460 amino acids)
Molecular function (GO): protein binding
Source: RefSeq, a predicted model, not a curated record